Insectozyma verbasci is the source of this 834-nucleotide messenger RNA. The record is from the annotation of a GenBank genome assembly. NCBI's taxonomy places the organism in Eukaryota, Fungi, Ascomycota, Pichiomycetes, Serinales, Debaryomycetaceae.
AUGAUAGCAUAUUCAAAAUUUAAUGAAGUCUUGCUGUCAGACGUUAACUUGAUAACUUGUAAUGAAAAGGGACAACUAUUUAGAAAUAAUAUAAUUGAUGAGAUUGAUUUUUCAAAAGCUAUUGAUGAUUUCCCAUUCUUGCCAUUUAAGGAGUUGAAAGAUGCAAAGUGGGUUUUAGCAGAAUCUAGUGCUAUAUGGGCUCAUGUCUUACUGCAAAACCCAAAUUUUAUUAAUCAACAAUUGGUUACUUCAUAUUUGAAUAUUGCCAGUAAUAUUGGAGAUUUGGAAGAUUUUAAAGAUAGAUAUCAAAAUACAACAUUUUUGAAUGAAAAAGAUGCUCCUACUAAUCGUAAUUUUCAAGUAUUCAAUGAGACUAAGGCUGCUGAUAAAGACUAUUACAUUGCAAGUCCAUCAAAUUCAAAUUUGGUUACGAAAUCUCCCAUACUUUCAAGUUUGAUCAAUUCUUUAGAAAACCAAAAUUUAAAAGUUUCAAGAGAUACCAUUAUUUAUAUUGUGUGUUUGAAGGCUGCUAGAAAAUCUAAGAACCUUGAUUUUAUUAAUCAGAUUAUUUACGAGAGAGGAAUAUACAGAAAAUCUGAGGAUUUUAGUAAUUUAUCCACAAACUCCCAAAAAGAGCUUGAUUUUAGUUUUGCCUCAGCCUUAUGUGAAACAUACUCAACUUUGAAUAUGCUAGAUGAUGCAAUGUCGAUUGUUUUAUCCACCGAAAAUAGAUUUUCAUGGACCUUCAAACAAUUAAAACAUUUGAAAAUUAAAGCUGAAAAUAUCGAAGAUAAUCAUAUCAUAAAUGAAAUUAAUAGAAUUUUGAAAAGUUGA